Molecule: messenger RNA, 634 nt
Organism: Abrus precatorius (Indian licorice)
Lineage: Eukaryota; Viridiplantae; Streptophyta; Magnoliopsida; Fabales; Fabaceae
Exons: 3
Coding region: 38-520 (160 amino acids)
Source: RefSeq, a predicted model, not a curated record
CAACAACCAAACUAGAAGCAAAGAGUUUCCCUCAUAAAUGGAUAGAGGUGCCGCCAUUUUUCUGUGUCUCUUAAUUGUGGUCAUGGAUAUCACAGCUGGGAUUCUUGGCAUCGAGGCUGAAAUUGCCCAAAACAAGGUUAAGCACUUGAGAUUGUGGAUAUUUGAGUGUAGAGACCCGAGUCACAAGGCUUUCAUGUUGGGGUUGGGUGCAGCAGUGCUUUUAGCAUUAGCCCAUGUUAUAGUAAAUUUGGUGGGUGGUUGCAAUUGCCUUUGUUCUCAACAAGAGCUUCAAAAGGCUUCUCCCAACAGACAACUCUCAAUGGCAUGUCUCAUUUUAACAUGGAUUGUGUUGGCUGUUGGAUUGAGCAUGUUGGUGAUAGGGACAUCGUCAAACAACAAGUCAAGGGGUUCUUGUGGUUUCACUCACCAUCACUUCCUGUCCAUUGGUGGGAUUUUGUGUUUUGUUCAUGGCCUAUUCAGUGUGGCUUAUUACGUUUCUGCCACUGCCUCUGUUGAUUAGCGAUUAAGAUAACUGCACUUCUGCUUGCUUUUAGUGCUUUAGGGGUUUGCCUUUUCUAAAGCUUUACCAAAUGUGUGUACUAACGAUUAAAAAAAAUUGCAACCAUUAUCAUUG